Messenger RNA from Eptesicus fuscus (big brown bat), 4661 nucleotides. It is a transcript of the gene PTPN1, whose product is annotated as protein tyrosine phosphatase non-receptor type 1. Gene Ontology annotation, molecular function: protein tyrosine phosphatase activity. The record is from RefSeq and is a predicted model, not a curated record. The transcript is spliced from 10 exons. Gene Ontology annotation, biological process: protein dephosphorylation. NCBI's taxonomy places the organism in Eukaryota, Metazoa, Chordata, Mammalia, Chiroptera, Vespertilionidae. The coding region runs from base 201 to 1517 and encodes 438 amino acids.
CCGUUCUGGGGGCGGAGUCCACGGCCGCGCGGUGCGUACUUCCGGCUGCCGGGUUGACAUGAAGAAGCAGCGGCUAGGGCGGCGGUAGCGGUGGGAGCCGAGGCUUGCAGCGGGACUCCCGGCGGAGUGCGCGACGCGGCCUAGAGCGGCAGACGGCGCGGUAGGCCGAGGAGGAGGCGCAGCAGCCGCCCUGGCCCGUCAUGGAAAUGGAAAAGGAGUUCGAGCAGAUCGACAAGGCCGGGAGUUGGGCGGCCAUUUACCAGGAUAUCCGCCACGAAGCCAGCGACUUCCCAUGUAGAGUGGCCAAGCUUCCCAAAAACAAAAACCGAAACAGGUACAGAGAUGUCAGUCCCUUUGACCAUAGUCGGAUUAAACUACAUCAAGAAGAUAACGACUAUAUCAAUGCUAGUUUGAUAAAAAUGGAAGAAGCGCAGAGAAGUUACAUUCUUACCCAGGGCCCUUUGCCUAAUACAUGUGGUCACUUUUGGGAGAUGGUGUGGGAGCAGAAAAGCAGGGGCGUGGUCAUGCUCAACAGAGUGAUGGAGAAGGGAUCGUUAAAAUGUGCACAGUACUGGCCACAAAAAGAAGAAAAAGAAAUGAUCUUUGAAGACACAAAUUUGAAAUUAACAUUGAUCUCUGAAGAUAUUAAGUCAUAUUACACAGUACGACAACUAGAAUUGGAAAACCUGACAUCUAAAGAAACUCGAGAGAUCCUACAUUUCCACUAUACCACGUGGCCUGACUUCGGAGUCCCUGAAUCGCCAGCCUCAUUCCUGAACUUUCUUUUCAAAGUCCGAGAGUCGGGGUCACUCAGCCGUGAGCACGGCCCAGUCGUGGUGCACUGCAGUGCCGGCAUCGGCAGGUCGGGGACCUUCUGUCUUGCUGACACCUGUCUCUUGCUGAUGGAUAAAAGGAAAGACCCUUCUUCUGUUGAUAUCAAGAAAGUUCUGUUAGAAAUGAGGAAGUUUCGGAUGGGGCUGAUCCAGACAGCAGACCAGCUCCGUUUCUCCUACCUAGCUGUGAUCGAAGGUGCCAAAUUCAUCAUGGGAGACUCUUCAGUGCAGGAGCAAUGGAAGGAGCUCUCCCACGAGGACCUGGAGCCCCCACCUGAGCAUGUCCCACCCCCUCCCCGACCACCCAAACGAAUCCUGGAGCCACACAAUGGGAAAUGCAAGGAGUUCUUCCCAAACCACCAGUGGGUAAAGGAUGAGUCCGAGGAGGAUAAAGAAGAUGGUCCCAUCAAGGAAGAAACCAGAACCCCCUUAAGUGUCCCCUGUAACAUAGAAAGCACGAGUCAAGACACUGAAGUCAGAAGGCGGGUCGUGGGGGCAGGUCCUACCCAGGAGCCAUCGCCACCCAAGGAGGAGCAGGACCAGGCGCUGACUCACUGGAAGCCCUUUCUGGUCAACAUGUGCAUGGCCACGGUCCUCACGGCUGGCGCGUACCUCUGCUACAGGGGAAAGACUCCCACACUGAGGAAUGUUGAGUCCUCUGCAGACGAGGGUUUAAGGGUAUAGGACGCUGACUUGCUCAGUCACUUCCUCUGCUGUGCGCACUGAGCUUGGCCAGGUCCUGCCAGCUUUCUCACUUAAGAAGAAAAACAAAAGGCCAUCUGUAGGAAUUACUAGUAAACCUGGCUCGUGCUUUUGCUCAGGGUGUCCCCACUGGUUUUCCCUCAUUCAUGUCUCCAUUGAUCCCUUCUUGUAGCAGCCAUCUUGCUCAUGUCCUGCCCUCAGCACCCAUCCAAAACAGGGUUCCUUGAGGACCCUGCCUCAGGGUCAGAGGUCACCACAGGGUGGGUGGCCACCGGCUUUUUACCCUGCCAUUGAGAUCCAGAAGGAGCAGUUCCCACUUGAUUUGGACUGUAAAUGCCUUUUCAGUAGACAUCCACACCUGAGAAGUGAGUUGCUGUUAAAGUAAGGGGAAGGGAGGAUUAGCUUCAAAACUCUGGUCAUGGAAAUAACCUCACAAGACUUACAUCAUUUUAAAAUUUUACCUCUUUUCAGGUGACCAUCUUUGAGUGCAUCAGAUGGUUUAGUAACACACAGUUUUUCCUUAGGGGUGAUUUUUGGAAGGGGUGGGGGCUAUUGUAAAAAUAAAUAAAUAAAAGCCUCUUUUUUUGGAGUGGCCAGGGUUUGGGGGUGGCCAGGUAGUACCAAGUCUGCAGCUCUGCCGGGCGGGUCCGGGCUCAACUGAAAAUGUUUGGUUUCAUUCCAGUUCCUGUUCAACAACAACACAUAAUCUGACCCACCUCCACCCCACUGCCCGCUCCACUCACAGAGCCCGCACCUGACUAGCAGGCAACGUGGUAGGUAAGGGCCGACGCACAGCGUGGCCAGUGUGACGCGGCAGAUGUUUGUCCUGCGCUGAAAUUACCCUCCCCAGCUGUUGGUAGUUUGAAACUACCCCUUUCAUUUUACUCCCCCUCCCCCUUCUUUAUGUACCAAAUCCACAACCUGUCUUUUUGAGGAAAGCAGAAGAGUCCCAUGCUGCUGGCACAGAGGAAGGUGGCCUGUGCAGGGCGGCACACGGAAUUUCCUGGGAGACUCCGCGGAGAGCCUCUCCACUCCAUAUUUAUUUUUUUAUUUUUCCCCCCAGAGGUGUCCAUAGUGCACUAGCAUUUUCUUAAACCAAUAAUGUAUUAAAAUGUUUUGAUGUCAGCCUAGCAUGAAAGGCUUUCUCAAAAAGUACAAUAAUAAACCCUCAGGUAGUGCUGGGAACGUAUGACUUUGCCAUGAGCCCACUGCAUCAGACCAGUGCUAGGAAGGAGGACAGCUGUGAGCGGUGGGUAUUUCAUGACACUGUGGGUAAUGUGAGAGGAGGUUUGGCAUUUGUUUAUAGAGCAGUGGGGUAAUAUAUAACGAACACUUGGAUAUUUAACAUACAUGACGGGAGAUGACUUUGUCCGGUUAUUCCCCUCCCCAGUUUUAUCUACUAGAACUUUAUUCUCGAUCACCACUUUCCCCGUGGGUAUUAGAAUGCAUGUUCAGUCUUCUUGUGUCCUGAUCAAAUACCACGUGCUUGAAAUACUUAGAUCUCUGCUUAUAAAGUGCCCUCGUGUAUAAGUCCAAUUUCCCCUUGCAUGAUCAGACCAUUACAUGGCUGUGGUUCCUAAGACUGUUGCUGAACUAUUCGCUGUUCAGCACUGGAGGGAUGUUUCCAGUAACAGAUAUUGGCCUAAUUCCUGGCAUGAAACUCUGGUGACUUCCUGGUGAGGUCCGGCUGGGUCCCACUGUAACAAACAUUCCAAGGAGAUGGGAAGCCAUAGUCACACCUCACGCUCUGGACAUUUAGGCAAGCAGGGUCCCCUGCACACACACCUUUGGGAUCAGCCUCCACUAUCCCAAGUACACACUCUUCUUGAGAAGACUGUGAUUUGGAACCAAGGCAACUGUUGGAAACCACACUUGAAGCAACCUGGAUGAUGACGGUCCCUUGGAGUCAGCCGGCUGCUUUCUCAGUCGGAGGGCCUUGCUGAAAGAGGCCUGUCUGCCCCUGCCCUUGAACCCUGGGGACUGAUGGUGCUCACGACUCUUCUUGUGAGGGGAGCUUAAGACCUCCACAUUAAGUGGCUUUUUUAACAAGAAAAAAAGGCAGCUGUAGUUCAUGAGCUGCUCUUUUGCCAGCAUUUUCACAUUUUGCCUUUCACGUGUUAGAAGCCCGUGCAGAGAAAUUCUGUGGUGGGAACAUUUGAGGCAUCGCCCCGCAGAGCCUUGUGAGGUGUGGAUGAGGCUGAGGUGCCAGGCUGCAAGCAUUUUGAGUUGGGCUUGUUUGUUUUUGAAGUCCUGUAUAUGUAUGUAGUAGUUUGGGUGUGUAUAUAUAGUAGCAUUUCAAAAUGGAUAUACUGGUUUAACCUAUCUUUGGAAAACAGGUGGCUCUCCAUCUUGUUACACGUAUGUUAGAGAAGUAGCGAGCUGCUCUGCUAUAUGCCUUAAACCAAUAUUUACUCAGCAGGUCAUUAUUUUUUACAAUGGCCAUGGAAUACACCAUUUUUACAAAAAUAAAAACAAACAAAAAAAGCGAGGUGUUUUGGUAUAAUACCUUUUCAGGUGUGUGUAUACGUGGAUGCAUGACGGGGUGGGGCGGGGGGCGCGUCUCAGGGUCUUCUGUGAUUUCACAGAACUGUCAAACUGUACAGUUUUCCAACUUGCCAUAUAAAAAUGAUGGGUUUGCAUUUUAGUUGCAACAAUAAAAUUUUUUUUCUAAAGAAUAUGGAUUUGGGGUGCUUCCCAUUUCUUUGCUUAACUGGGCCUAAACCAGAAUGGACAACCCUACUUUCCACCCCUGCUGAUGUGAGGCAGAUGUUGUCAAGCGGGGUUACAAGUUUCCACGUGUUAGGAAUCACAAGGGCCUCCACAAGAUGCACGGGGGCAUUCUCCCUGAAUGGGAGUCCAUUUAACCCAUCCUGCCUCAACCUCCUUCCUUCAGCAGAGCCCACCUUUGGCACGUGGGGCCCUUGGACAACUUAACAAACGUGCACAAGUUGUUGGAAAAGCUGUUCAGGCCUCAAGAACAUGCCUCUUAGCCAACUGCCUGUGAGACCCAGUGGUUGUUACCGCAUCUCAGUACGGUCGUGUUCGAUGUAGAAUUGACGUGGGAACAGUAAGAUGUGCAAAAUCAUGUAGUCUUCCUUUUUUGUACAAAAUAAAUGUAAAUCUCCC